CCCUUCAUUAGUUCCUCAUGUUUUCUUUCUCCCGUCUCUUCUCUCUAUCUGUGUUUUUCUUGCUCUACAGUCACUGAUGCUUCCUCAAAUCACGUCCGGGCUCCGAUUUCUAACUUUAAACGAGACACAGAUUUAAAUCCAGGCUUGUCAAAUACAAAAAAAAUCAAUUAAACUUCACUUAAGGCAACUUCUUCUUCCGUUUCUCCACGUCUCCAUCUCCACUUUAAGCCCUCCCUCCUUCUCUCUUUUCCUGUCCUUAAUUACGGUGCCUGCCAUUGGUCCAGAAUCACAGAAAGUUGCAGCCAAUCAGGCACCUUGUUGAGGUGGCCUUUGACCCCCUCAGGUGGUCCCUGUGUGCGUUUUCCUGCGCGAGUGUUAAUGAAGGCACGUGUUUGUGUACGUCAGGGGAUGACGGGCUCGGUUUAAAACCAUCCGGGAUCUGUUUGUCGGGGCAGUCUGUCAGAAGGGCCACAGGGACAGGGUGCACCGGGAACAUCUACAACACACACACUUAGUGUUUGAGCCCAGGUCGACCUGUUGGCUUCUUUGGAGUCCACAUCUGGAUCUGCAGACAACCACGCUGAGAAGAUAACCACAGGAGAGGAGGAGGAGUCAUGGCUGGACAGAGGAGAACCAGUUUCUCUGGUGUGUUCAUCACCGCUGCGCUGGCUGUGAUGCUGCUGCCCGCGUUCCUGUCUGCCGGACCAAUCGGGCAAAAGGCCAAAGGAGAUGCGGGGGACAGUGUCCAGGAGAAAGCGAACGCUGCAGCCUCACAGAGGAGGCUGAGCCGCAACCGCAGGAACAUCAGCUGGUACAAACAGCACUCGGACUUCUGGAACUGGUACAAGUUCUUCACAGACAACGGCAACCAGGAGGCAGUUCACGAGAUGGACCGCAUCUACCUGGCCUACCUCCAGAACAAGAACCGCGCAGAGGGCCGUCGCUCCUACAAGGCCUACCUGCGCCACCUGGGGGAUAUCUACAAGUCCUGCGCAGAUUCCGACGACCCCAACUGCGUGUCCGCCUACACCAGCAGGCCCCAACCAAAACCCGAGCCCCCCAAGCCUGCACCGGUAAAAACCUGUGACCCCACCAAGGACACUUACUGCCUGUAUGCUGCUCUGAUGCAGGGCAAGAGUCCCUACCAGCCCCUGGUGCUCCCAGCGGCCACCCCUGCCGCAGCACCUGCCAAGGCCCCAGCGCCUCUGUACGUUCGCUCUGCUCCAGCAAAGGACCCACAGUCUGGGUAUCACUACUACGCUCCAUCCACAACACCUUUCCUCUCCAAGGAGCAGAAGGCUGAGCUGCUGCGGAUCUGCACCGCUGAUGACGUGGAGUGUCUCCAGUAUCACCUGAGAGCAGCCUAUGGGCACACACCCUCCGCCGGGCCCCUGCCCUCUUACGCUCACCUCGGCUGUGAUCCCAAGAAAGACCCCUCCUGCAAACCCAAACUGGUGCAGAAAGCCCCCUCUGGUCUCUACCUGCAGUACCCCAACUGUGACCCUGUCAGGGAUCCUGCCUGUGCCUACGCAGCCUCCCUCGUGGUCUGUUUAUUCAGAUCCCACAGAUUCUCAUCUUUGCUGUGUUUCGAUAUUCAUCUACAUUGUGACUAUCGUGAUAUAACUGGGUUUCUCUCUCUCUCUGUCCUCCAGGCGCCCCGUGCUCCUAAACAACCUGCUUCUGCUGGUCCUGGAUCUUGCAACCCUCUUUACGAAGACGGCUGCAACCCCCUGAGCGCCACCAGAUUCGCCACUCCCCCAGAGUCGUACAAAAACGAUGAGGCAGAUGAGGCCGCCGCCAUCCGUGUCGCUCCUCCAGCUGCUGAGCAGAACAACGACCCCUAUGCCAUGUUCAGGGAUGCUUAUGCUCAUGCUAACAGAGGUUCUGAUCCUUAUGCUAUGUUCCAGCAGCGUCCAGCUUCUCCUCCAGCUUCACCUGCAGCUAAUGACCCAUAUGCUCUUCUGCGACGCUACAUGGCCCAAGCUCAACAAAGUGACCCAUACUCUCCACGCAUGGAGGCAGCUCCAGAGUCCAACCCCAACGAUCCUUUCUCUGCGAUCCGUGAGGCGGCAGGUGCCAUGCAUCGCCGCGGUCCGUCCAACCCCAGGCAGCAGUUCCCUUUCUCUAACCCCAGUUAUGAAGAGCCUGCCCAAGAGGAGCGCCACCCUCUGGGCCCCCCAGGUAAGACCAAGGAGGGAUAUGACUGCUUCAUCGGCUACGACCGUGAAUGCUACCCCGUGAAGCCCACUGAGCCUCGCUCUGGCGUCCACCGCCACAUGCCCUAUCCUGCCGAGCCCUACGAGCCUCACCUGAAUGCCGACGGCACACGAAGCGGCGUCAUGGAGCCGUCCAACCCUGAUUGUGACCCCGAGUACGACAGGGACUGCCGCCUGCGUCGCUACGAGCCCGAGCAGCCCCAUGUCGAAGCCCAGCCCGAGCAUCACGCCGGGGAGGACCACAGCCAGGGGGCAGCAGAGAGAGAGCAUCAGCCAGAGCAGCUGGAGCAGGAGCAGUACGAGGGGGAGCCCUACGAGAGUGGCCAGGAGGAGCCUCACAUGUCCUACCCUCACAUGUCCUACCCUCAGAUGUCAAAGGGGAUCCCGAGCCUGCAGGACAUCCUGAGGCUCUACGGAGGCCAGAACCCCGAGCAGGAUGAUCACAGAGCUUACGCAGGCGACUACCGCAAGAAAUAAACAUGCAAACACACCCAUGCAUGCAGAUGGACAUAAAUACACAGUCCCGUGCGUUCUUGUAGCUUAGCCCAUGACCGCCUCACGCAGUGCACAGCCAGUCCAGACUGGACCAGAUAUGGGACACAUGAGAAGUCUAUGGACCCAGUGAGCAAGCUCAUGCACGUGCAUCCACACAUAGCUUCGGAAAGCUGAGGGUGUUCCAGCAAAGUUUUCAUCUCUGUAGCUGCAUCUGUUGCUUCGCUUUUUCCAGCCUCCACCUCAAACCUCCUCAGUUCACUCGAAUGUGUGAUAACGCUCAGCUUCGCUUCUCUAUCUAUGCAUCUCACGUUUUUUCUAAUUUGUUUGUUGCUUUUUUUUUGUCAGUGACGGAUUAUGUAAAGUUUUUUUUUUUCCAUUUUGAAUGUUCUAAUAAAAAAAUAAAAAAGCUGUUUUUUGCAUUUGAUUUAUUGAAUCUUGGCAAUAGACUCAAUAACUGUGACACACUCGCACAUUUCAUCUCAUUUAUGGUGUUUGAUCACUUUCUUGAAUGAAAUGAAUGAAACGUCCAAAGUUCAUAUUUUUAUUAGAUCUCACUUUUCCAGACUCCUGACCCAGUUUGUAUUGAUGUUUCUCUGCUUUCAAUUUAAAUUCCCAAAGCUCAAAUCUAAUUUCAUUGGAGCUGAAAAUAUAUUUUUCUACUUGAGAAGAAUCAAUGCCUAUGUGCUCAUCAUUAACAUAUUAGUCAGGUUUAACGUCAUAGGGGCUAUUUGUACGUUUUCUCAACCGUUUAAUGUGGUUUCGUGUGUGGUGAUGGUUCUUCUGCAUCAAUUGUUGCACUAACAAGACUGGAAUGUCACCCAGUACAGAGAAAAGGUAAAAGUAACUGAAUGAUUGUUCAAACUUACAGAAAAGACAAACUGAUCAUUCAGUGAAUUGUGCAAUUUGAGAAAUAUUUCUUUAAAAAAAGCUCUUGUCAGUCAGGAUCACAGAGCUGCUCUUUCAUUAGAGAACUUUCUUUACUGUAAAUUCUAUAAAAAAAGGAUUUUCAGUUUGGUCAUGAAUCUAUUCCACAGAGUCUUUAAACUCUGAGGGAAGGAAGCAGAGAAACCAGCCGUCAGGAGCCGAGACUUCUGUCCCAUUAUCUGACGGAGGGAGAGCGUUUAGAGAAAUGUCAGCACAACCUUGACGACUGGCUGAGAUACAGACUUUCAAAAAAGUCAAAUCUGACAGCAAACGACCUUUUAAAUGAGCAAAGAUUAGAAAAAAGUUCUUCAAGACGACUUGUCCUUACGUGAGGAGACAUCGUGGUGCUUGAAGACAGCUGAUGACAAACCAGCUGGAGUGUUUAAAUAGUUAUAACUUAUUUAUUUCACAGCACCAUGAAUUAAAACAUUUAAAUCACAAACAUGAUCAAUGAAUACAAUCCAUUUAUUCCAUUUUAUUUUAAAAACACUUUAUUUAAACACUUUUCUAGUCUCAUCCACCACUAAAAGCACUUUACAACUGAAACGUCAAUUGGGCAUCAAACCACCAACUUCUGUCCAUGAACCAAGUUCAUGGACAAUCCUCUCUACCUCCUGGGCCACAGUUGAUCCGGUACUGGUAUAGAGGAGUUUGUCGUUACAGCAUCAAGAGACAGGAUAUCUCCGUGGACAUGAUUUACACUCCGUUACAUCCAGAUGUGCUGGAUGUUAAAAAAAUGUUCAAACUCAUUUCAGGAGACGUCUGAAGAAUAAUGACGGUGGAAGCUCCGGUAAUAACAGUGUUUAUGUCACUUUGGAGGAGCGAUGAUUUAUGGUGAUUGACUGAGCACAUGUCAGGAAAACUUCUGCCUUCUUACUGGAGGCAAAUGUGACGCCAUGAAAAAUAAACUGGGCAAUAAAUUCAAUCACAGUGAGAAGAGGAUAAACGAGCAAUGAGUAACUUCCUCCACCACCGAUUAUGAGAUAAUGAAAAAGCUUUUAAUUUCAACCUUCCAAAAACAAAAGAUAUUAGCUAAAGUGGUUUUUCUGCAAAACAGCAAAAACAGAUUCAAACCAAUUUUUAAUUACCAAUAAAAAAA
Molecule: messenger RNA, 4734 nt
Organism: Paralichthys olivaceus (Japanese flounder)
Lineage: Eukaryota; Metazoa; Chordata; Actinopteri; Pleuronectiformes; Paralichthyidae
Source: RefSeq, a predicted model, not a curated record